CUCUUGUCCAUCAAGCAAAUUUUGUUAAUAAGUUCCGUCUCCAUAAAAGUUAACUUUUCUGUAAUUUCCCCCAAUUACUCUGAGAACACUAAAAUCUGUGUCAAAACCGUGAGUGCGAGGUCAGGUCUGCUUUGUCAUUACUGUACUUUCCUAGAAAGUUCACUCAGAAAACUUAACAGUUUGACCUUUAUAACUAAAGAGCAUUUUCAAUUUUAUUUCUUGAAAGAGUAUCUUCAAUUUUAUUUCUUGAAACUAUGGAAUUAUCCAGUCAGGUGUUUUUAUGUCAGAUAGGUUUCAAACUUUCUAUGGAUACCAUUUUCCAAGAUUUAACUAGUUCCAUGUAUGGGUUCAAAUCUGAUCUUGACUCAGUGCCAGUGUACUCAAAUCACAACCUUGUUAAUAGGUUUAAAGAGAGCACUGAGCAAAUUAUUCCGAGUCCGACUUCGCUUCCUACUAGUCCAGAGUCUCCUGUUGAUUCUGAUUCAUCAUCAGGCAUGAUUAGUUCAGUUGGACAUCCUCUUGACAAUGUUCCUUUUGCCAAUGAAAUGCUCAGGUACAUAAAUGAGAUGCUAAUGGAAGAAGACCUGGAGGAAAAGACAUGCAUGUUGCAGGAUUGCUUAUCUCUCCAAGCUGCUGAAAAAUCAUUCUAUGAAGUCCUUGGCCACGAGUAUCCACUUUCAGCCGAUCCUAUAUCUCCAUGUACGGGUCAAAAUUAUUAUAAACCAGAUGAUAAUCUGACCCAGAGCAGAAGUAUUUGUAGCAGUAACAGCUAUACUACUGCUACCAACUCGGUUGAAUGGAGUGGGAUAUAUAGUCCAAGUGAGUUCGAGUCCUCUUACAUUCAAACUUCUCUUAAUGAUUCUCUUAAAAGAACCUCUUUAGUGCCGAAUUUACAAAGAGAGACCACGAUGGAGCCUUUUAGGCACUUCGGAAGAGAGAUUGGGGAAGCCAGUAAGCCCUCUCUCAGUGGUGAUGAGGUGAAUUUGCCUCCACAAAGCAACCUAUCAACGCCUUCUUUUCUUGAUGGAAGGUAUCAAUCACCAUCAGGGUCAAGGGGAAAGAAAAAUUAUCAGCGUGAGGAUGGUGAUAAUUUGGAAGAAGGUAGGAGCAGCAAGCAAUCUGCACUUUCUCUUGAAGAUUCAGAGCAAUUAGAGAUGUUCGACGAUGUACUGCUUUGCAAGGGUGAAAAUGAGGACUCUCCAAAAUGUUCUUUUUCUGGGAACUUGCAUCAGAAUGAACAGUUAAAAGGGUCUAAAGGUGGAAAAACAGGCCGAAAGAAAAACGGCAAGAAGAGUGAAGUGGUGGAUUUAUGGAGUCUCCUUACUCAAUGUGCACAAGCUGUAGCCAUCAAUGAGCAAAGUACUGCCAAUGAGCUGCUGAAACAGAUAAGUCAGCACUCUUCUUCUUCCGGAGAUGGAACCCAAAGAUUGGCACAUUACUUUGCUAAUGCCCUUAAGACGCGUUUGGCUGGCAUGGGGGCACCGUCGUAUUCACCUCUGCUAAGCAACAGGACUUCGGCUGCUGAUAUCCUAAAAGCUUACGGAGUAUAUGUUUUAGCUUGCCCCUUUAAGAAAAUGUCAAAUUUCUACGCAAAUAAAAAGAUAAUGGAAGUGGCAGAAAAGGAAACCACGCUCCACAUCGUUGAUUUUGGCAUUUGCUAUGGGUUUCAAUGGCCUUGCCUCAUCCAGCGUCUCUCAGCAAGGGCUGGUGGACCUCCCAAGCUUCGUAUUACCGGUAUUGAGUUUCCACAACCAGGUUUCCGACCUGCAGAAAGGGUGGAAGAGACGGGGCGCCGCUUGAAAAGGUAUUGUGAGAGAUUCAAUGUCCCUUUUGAGUACUACGUGAUAGCAAAGAAAUGGGAAACUAUAGAACUUGAGGAAAUAAAGAUUAAUGAAGAUGAAGUUGUUGUUGUUAACUGCAUGUAUCGGCUAAAGAACCUACCAGAUGACACAGUGGCGGGAACCAGUGCGAGGGACACUGUUCUGAAAUUGAUCAGAAGCAUCAACCCUGAAUUAUUCAUCCAUGGGAUCGCAAGCGGUACAUAUAAUGCUUCCUUCUUUGAGACAAGGUUCCGGGAGGCACUCUUCCAUUUCUCUGCACAGUUCGAUAUAUUUGAAGCUAAUGUUCCCAGGGAAGAUCCACAAAGGAAGAUGUUUGAGAAGGAAGUACUUGGCAGAGACAUUAUGAAUGUUGUUGCAUGCGAGGGUACCGAAAGGGUUGAGAGGCCAGAAACGUACAAGCAAUGGCAGGCUAGGAAUUUGAGGGCCGGGUUCAAGCAAGUUCCAUUGGAUCAGGAGCUCAUGAAUAAAGUGACGAAUUUUGUCCAAUCUAGUUAUCAUAGGGAUUUUGUUAUAGAUGUGGAUGGCCGCUGGAUGCUGCAGGGGUGGAAGGGGAGAGUUAUUUAUGCCCUUUCAUGUUGGAAACCUGUCAGGAAUCAACUGUGAUGAGGAGUAAUAGUUCCGUCUGAAAAUCGCAGAUUAGUUUCUUUAGUAAUUUCUUCCAAGGGCAAUCACAUUAUUCAGUAGACUUACCAUCCUAUUUGGUGUAGUUUUAAACUAUGAACUCCUAGAAGUAAAGGUUGCAUUGCAUGUGUGUUAAAGCUCAUCAGCUCCAAUUUGCUCCAUUUAGAAUGAAUUCAUUUGCGUUCACAAGCAAGUA
Molecule: messenger RNA, 2658 nt
Organism: Durio zibethinus
Lineage: Eukaryota; Viridiplantae; Streptophyta; Magnoliopsida; Malvales; Malvaceae
Source: RefSeq, a predicted model, not a curated record